Molecule: messenger RNA, 3747 nt
Organism: Hippocampus comes (tiger tail seahorse)
Lineage: Eukaryota; Metazoa; Chordata; Actinopteri; Syngnathiformes; Syngnathidae
Gene: kcnc1b
Product: potassium voltage-gated channel, Shaw-related subfamily, member 1b
Exons: 4
Coding region: 933-2726 (597 amino acids)
Biological process (GO): protein homooligomerization; action potential; potassium ion transmembrane transport
Cellular component (GO): presynaptic membrane; dendrite membrane; neuronal cell body membrane
Molecular function (GO): protein binding; delayed rectifier potassium channel activity
Source: RefSeq, a predicted model, not a curated record
UUUCGAGCAGAUGCGCACAGACACAUCUGACUCACGGCAGAACGAUUUAACUCUCGGGCUAUUCAAAAGCAAACCAGUGCAUCUCGGUCACUGCGCACCGUUGUUAGCGCGAAAUGUCAAUGCGUUCAUCCAUCAUAGUGAACGCCUUCAAUAAUUUACAUUGUUGUUUUUGUUUAGUGAGGGGCGGGUCGUUGCUCACACUUACAGAGUGACGGGGGAAAUUGGGCACCGUGAAGUGCCGUAUUUGGGGACCACUAUUAGGCUGCAUCACUGGGCAUGCUCCAUCUGGUGUGAGAGGGGGAAGCAGCGGGCAUGUUGUGAGCCACAUUCUUACCUUUUGUUUUUACCUUUAGAUUGUUUCUUUCCACUUCCCCGAUCUUGGAUGUCCGCUCCUGACUAGAUCCUCGCCUCCCUUUUUGCAGCAACAGUAGAUAGAGGAGGAAAGCGAGACGUGUCGGUGAUGCCGAGACAAAGAGCUGCACUCGGCUGCUGCGCGUCGGUGUGAAGGAGGCGCGUCUGGAGGAGGGAUCGAAUACAGUACCGGGAGGAUCAGAGGCAGCAGGGCAGGCGCUGUCUGCUCAGCACCAGCAACGCAAUCACCUUGACUCGGAUGAGCCUGUAAAAGGUGAAGAAUAGUUAGGCGUGCGGGCACCAUUAUCUGUCUGUUGGUUGUCGCUGGAUUUGGCGACGAUGUGCAGACGCCCAUUGUCCAUGCGAUGCCAUUGGCCGCGUUCAUUUUGGAUUUCGCCUGCAGCCUGACGGGCACGUCAGCGUCCACAUCUCCCAAGCUCGGCGCUGCCUGACGCGCGCGUCGAGCCAGCGGCGAUUCGCGUUUGCUUCCUGGCGGGGAGACGACAGGUGGCUCGGCGCGUGGCUCUCACCUUUGCCACCAUGACGAGGGGAACGUGGCUGAGCGAUGCUUAAGGGACGCGAUGGGCCUGAGCGACGACAAGGAUCGCAUCGUGAUCAACGUGGGAGGGAUCCGGCACCAGACGUACCGCAGCACCCUUCGAACCCUUCCCGGCACCCGCCUGUCGUGGCUGGCCGAGCCUGACGCUCCCAACCACUUUGACUAUGACGCUAAGAUCGAGGAGUUCUUUUUCGAUCGCCACCCGGGCGUCUUCGCGCACAUCCUCAACUAUUACAGGACAGGUAAGCUGCACUGCCCGGCCGAUGUGUGCGGGCCGCUCUACGAGGAGGAGUUGGCGUUUUGGGGCAUCGACGAGACGGACGUGGAACCGUGCUGCUGGAUGACCUAUCGCCAGCACCGGGAGGCGGAGGAGGCCCUUGAUAGUUUCGGCGGCGGAGGACUGUUGGACCUGGGAAACGACGAUGCCGAGCCCGAGCAGGAGCACGGGGAGGACGACGUGGAUGAGAUGACGCGGAGGCUGGCGCACGGAGACUCACCUGAUGUUCGCAGCGGCACUUUAUGGAGCCGCUGGCAAAAGCACGUUUGGGCUCUCUUCGAGGACCCCUACUCCUCCAAAUAUGCAAGGUGGGUGGCUCUGGCCUCGCUGUUCUUUAUCCUGGUUUCCAUCACCACGUUCUGUCUGGAGACCCACGAGUCCUUCAACCCUAUCAUCAACCGCACUGAGGUGGAACUGGUGGACAACGUCACGGUGGAGCACACGUACCAGGAGCCCGAGACAGCGGCCUACCUCACCUACAUCGAAGGCGUUUGCGUCGUGUGGUUCACUUUUGAAUUCCUCAUGCGAAUAACUUUCUGUCCAAACAAAUUUGACUUCAUCCGGAACGCUCUGAACAUUAUCGACUUUGUGGCCAUCCUGCCCUUCUACCUGGAGGUGGGUCUCAGCGGGCUCUCUUCAAAGGCAGCUAAGGAUGUGCUGGGUUUCCUCCGAGUGGUCCGCUUUGUUAGGAUCCUGCGUAUCUUCAAGCUCACUCGCCACUUUGUGGGUCUGAGGGUGCUGGGCCACACGCUGAGAGCAAGCACCAACGAGUUCCUUCUCCUCAUUAUUUUCCUCGCCCUGGGUGUCCUCAUCUUUGCCACAAUGAUCUACUAUGCGGAACGGAUCGGCGCAAACCCCAACGACCCUCGAGCCAGCGAGCACACGCAGUUCAAGAACAUCCCGAUCGGAUUCUGGUGGGCCGUGGUGACAAUGACGACCCUCGGCUACGGCGACAUGUACCCUCAGACCACCUCUGGUAUGCUGGUGGGAGCCUUGUGCGCCCUGGCAGGCGUGCUGACCAUCGCCAUGCCUGUCCCUGUGAUUGUCAACAACUUUGGAAUGUAUUACUCCCUGGCCAUGGCGAAACAGAAACUACCAAAGAAAAAAAAUAGGCACAUCCCACGGGCACCCCAACCUGGUUCUCCAAAUUUCUGUAAAUCGAGCAUCAGCUCACAACAUCAGAGCCCCGUUGCCCACGACGACGUUUUCGAGAUCAAGUUUCAAGAUUCCAAGCUGAACGGUGAGGCUGCGAACGCUGCUCUGGCCAAUGAGGACUGCCCUCACAUCGACCAGGCCAUAUCUCCUGAGGAAAUCUUCAGCCCCAGCGAAAGAGAGCGGCCCUGCUUCCUGGUCACCACGGCCGAGCGGCCCAACCACACAGGGGGCAGAGUGAGGAGGGGUUAUGAAAAGCCUUGGAGCCUUAACAGCAUGUCUGGCAUGAGCGGGGAUGCCUCUGGAGUGUCCUCAGUGUCCGCCCUGCCCUGCAGCCCACCCUGUCUAAUGCAGCACUCACAUUCUCCCAUCCCAUCCAUUAUGUAGCAUGGUUGAGUAGCAGAUACAAUGCCAUUGGAAGGCCAGUCCACACUUUUCCUCAAAACGUUUUUUUUUUUUUUCAGAUAUCCCCCCCUUUUCUUUUUUUUUUUUUCUUUUUGACACUUUCGUUCCUGCUUUCACAUUUUUAUUUUCCUUCUCCUGGAAAGCUGUAUCUCAACUGUUUGGAUACUCCCAAGGGUUCCCCUUGGGGGGGUGUCAUCAUAUCCUAGACUAGAAAGUCACUUUGGCGAUACGCCACAUGAGCAUGGGUCACCUCAGUCGCUGGCAAAAGCGCCGUUCUACAGGCUAACUCCACCUCUUUUCCCCCUAUGUUGACUUCAUUGCCUGUUGCUCUGUUGCUUUUGAUCUCGCAUACUUUUCUGCCAACGACUUUCUUCUUCUCAUCUGCUUUUGGCAAUCCUGUGAAAGAUGUAACGGUGUGCUGGACAUUAACAACACGUUGCUUUUAAAACAUAUCCAAACUGUAUCAUUGCCAGGUGUUAAGGAAACUCCUCUGAAGUGCUUUGUAUGUUGCAAAGUAGAGACGUUACAAUUCUGAACGCGCAAAACCAGCUAAUGUUAACGGAGUGGCCACGUAUGAGGGAAAAAAAAACAAACAAAAAAACAAACAGCAAGAUGAUGUCCAAUGCACAAAGGAGAUGAUGACAAUUCCUAUGAUACUAGUGAUGAAUAAUGUCAACGGAACUCAAACUGUUUGGUCCUUUGCAUGAACUGCAUGAGAAAUUAUGUUCUACAUUUACAAGCUAACUGUAUUGCAGUACCUGUAAGAGAAAACAUUGUCUUUCAUAAGCAUCGCAAAGCUUUGCCAUUUUUAUGCAUUUCUGAGACAGCUUUACAAGAGACUCAGUCAUAGCGAGAUUUUUAUGUAGCUGCCAUUCUUUGCCUUUCCCCAAUAUAUCAUAUAUAUUUUCUUGUAUUCAUUUGACUUCAUUUGACCACUGAAAUUAUUUCACUUGAGGUAUUUGGUACAAAGCCAGCUAUAAAGCUGGCAUGAGCAUUUUUUUUU